Phyllostomus discolor (pale spear-nosed bat) is the source of this 4893-nucleotide messenger RNA. It is a transcript of the gene ACSBG1, whose product is annotated as acyl-CoA synthetase bubblegum family member 1. The coding region runs from base 1209 to 3359 and encodes 716 amino acids. The transcript has 14 exons. The record is from RefSeq and is a predicted model, not a curated record. Gene Ontology annotation, cellular component: membrane; endoplasmic reticulum. Gene Ontology annotation, molecular function: long-chain fatty acid-CoA ligase activity. Lineage: Eukaryota; Metazoa; Chordata; Mammalia; Chiroptera; Phyllostomidae.
GACUGUCUCUGGACCGUGUGCUGUGGGCUGGGCCCCACCUUGCCACACUCUGAUGGUCCCUGGAGCACAUCCGGUUCCAGCCAGCUAGCCUUACCCCCCAGCAGCCCUGCUGGACUCACUGACCCCUUCUGAAGACAAAGGACUCCCCACCAGCAUCUCCUGUAUGCAGUUAUACUGGGUACAAUCAUGUCCCCCCAACAUUCAUGUUUACCCAGAGCCUUGGAAUGAAAGCUUACUUGGCAUUUGGGUCCUUACAGAUGUCAUCAGCCAAGACGUGACGGGGGAGACAGCCCUGCGAAGAUGGCGGCAGAGACUGGAGUGGCGCAUUCGCAAGCUGAACGUGGGGGUUGCCAACAGCCCCCAGCAAAGAUCCUUCCCUGGAGCCUUCGGAGGGGUCAGGCCCUGGCGACACCUCGGCGUGGCACUCCGGCCUCCAGCACUGAGGGCAUGCACUUCUGUCAUUGUGAGCCACCCCCACCCCUGCGCGCCUGGGGACUGACACUCCGUGAGUCCGGGGCGGACGUCGGCUGCUCAGAGGAAGCCCUCUGUUCUCCCCGCCCCUCGUCGAGUGUGGCUACCAGCUCAUCUGCCACUGCACUUCCCUGGGGCUGAGGGACAGGCCGUGCUGAGAUGUAGGUGCCCUGGACAGUCACCUUUCAGGUCCCCUGUAUCGUGUCACCUAACUAAAAGCCUGCACUGUUGGCAAUGUCUCCUGGAGGGCAGCACUUGGGGGUCCUCCUCGGGCGUCCAGUCUGCAGCGUGGGCCUGGGGGUGGGGGCCCGAGUGGGUGAAAUCUGUUCCUGGGCCCUUGUCCAGUGCCCGUGAGGCAAGGCAGCAGAGUGCGGGCAGUGGGGGUGCGGCUUGGUGCUGGGGAGGUUUUCUGGGGACCCAGAAGCCCUGAGCCCAUUGGCCAGGCUUCCUGGGAGACCGGGAGUGGAUUUGCAUCAAAAAGAACACUGGCUUCAUUGAAAUUCUCCUCCUGGUGAGUGGAACAAAACCACCAAGGAAAGGAAAGUUUUCAUUCUGAGCAACUGCACCACUGAGGAGCGUUGUGAGCUUCUAAAAAUAGAGAGGAAGCGGCUUUGCAGUAGCCUCUCCCCCGCCUGGUGCCUGCCCCUGCUGCCCACUCAAGGCCGGCCUCACGCAGCACGAGACUGAGCCCUCUCCGGCAGGUUCCCGAGGCGGACGCCACGCAGUUGCUGCACUGCAUGCAGCCACCCCCCAAGAACCCCAGCAUGCCGGAUAGCAGAGAGGUCCUGCAGGACGGCCAGCCGGACACAAGUCUGGGGACCACCCAGGAAAACUUGGGGACCGGCUCCCUGACUGGUGGGCACACACUCUCCAAAGAGUCCCUAAGCCACGUUCUCGACUUCCCGUCCCCAGAGAAGGCGAAGGAUGCUCCACCCAGCUCUCCAGAGGAGACGCUGUGGACGACCCGGGCGGACGGGAGGGUCCGCUUGCGCAUUGACCCUGGCUGCCCUCAGGCCUCCCAAACCGUGCAUCAGAUGUUCCUCCGGGCCAGGGACAAGUACGGGCACCUCCGUGCUCUGGGCUUCAAGCGCCGGGGCUCGUGGGAGCACAUCACAUACUCCCAGUACUACCUGCUGGCCCGCAAGGCUGCCAGAGGCUUCCUGAAGCUCGGCCUGGAGCCGGCGCACAGUGUGGCCAUCCUCGGUUUCAACUCCCCCGAGUGGUUCCUCUCGGCAGUGGGCACUGUGUUUGCAGGAGGCAUCGUCACCGGCAUCUACACGACCAGCUCCCCCGAGGCCUGCCAGUAUAUUGCCCUCGACUGCCGUGCCAAUGUCAUCGUGGUCGACACACAGAAGCAGCUGGAAAAGAUCUUGAAGAUCUGGAGAAGCCUGCCUCACCUGAAGGCAGUAGUGACCUACCGAGAACCCCCUGCGGAGAAGGUGGCCGGCGUGUACACGAUGGAGGAGCUCAUGGAGCUGGGGGAGCAGGUGCCCGAGGAGGACCUGGACGCCGUCAUCAACGCCCAGCAGCCCAGCCAGUGCUGCGUGCUCAUCUACACAUCCGGCACCACCGGCAGCCCCAAGGGUGUGAUGCUGAGUCAGGACAACAUCACGUGGACAGCACGGCACGGCAGCCAGGCCGGAGGCAUCCAGCUAUCAGAGGUGCAGCCGGAGGUGGUGGUCAGCUACCUGCCCCUCAGCCACAUCGCUGCCCAGAUCUACGACCUGUGGACAGGCCCCCAGUGGGGGGCCCAGGUCUGCUUUGCCGAGCCCGACGCCCUACAGGGGAGCCUGGUGGACUCGCUGCGGGAGGUGGAGCCCACGUCGCACAUGGGGGUGCCUCGGGUGUGGGAGAAGACCAUGGAGCGCAUCCAGGAGGCGGUGGCUCAGUCUGGCUUCAUCCGGCGCAAGAUGCUACUGUGGGCAAUGUCAGUGAUGUUGGAGCAGAACCUCACCUGCCCAGGCAGCGACCUGAAGCCCUUCACAGCCAGACUGGCAGAUUACCUGGUGCUGGCCAAGGUCCGCCAGGCACUGGGCUUAGCCAGGUGUCAGAAGUGCUUCUACGGAGCCGCCCCGAUGACUAUAGAGACACAGCACUUCUUCCUGGGCCUCGACAUCCGCCUGUACUCGUGCUACGGCCUCAGUGAGACCUCGGGCCCCCACUCCAUAUCCAGCCCCUGCAACUACCGGAUAGGCAGCUCCGGCAAGGUGCUGCCCGGCUGCCGGGCGAAGCUAGUGAACCAGGACGCGGAGGGCACCGGCGAGGUCUGCGUGUGGGGCCGCAACGUCUUCAUGGGCUACCUGAACAUGGAGGACAGGACGCGCGAGGCCAUCGACGCUGACGGCUGGCUGCACACCGGCGACCUCGGCCGCCUGGAUGCCGACGGCUUCCUCUACAUCACAGGACGGCUGAAAGAGCUCAUCGUCACGGCCGGCGGGGAGAACGUGCCCCCGGUGCCCAUCGAGGAGGCCGUGAAGGUGGAGCUGCCCAUCGUCAGCAGCGCCAUGCUGAUCGGGGACCAGAGGAAGUUCCUGUCCAUGCUGCUCACCUUGAAGUGCACUCUGGACCCGGACACCUCUGACCCAACCGACCAGCUGACCGAGCAAGCCGUGGAGUUCUGCCAGCGCGUGGGCAGCCACGCCACCACGGUGUCCGAGAUCGUGGGGAGCAAGGACGAGGCCGUGUACCGGGCCAUCGAAGAGGGCAUCCAGAGGGUGAACGGUCGGGCGGCCGCCCGACCCUACCACAUCCGCAAGUGGGCCGUUCUCGAGAGGGACUUCUCCAUCUCGGGCGGAGAGCUGGGUCCCACGAUGAAGCUGAAGCGGCUCACGGUUCUGGAGAAGUAUAAAGACAUCAUCGACUCCUUCUACCAAGAGCAAACUAAGUAACGGGAGGGCCUCCUCCUUCCUCCUGAAGCGACGGGCCUCCAGAGGGACCUGGUCCACGUCCUCUUCAGUCCGGGUGGAGGGACUCCUGGCAGGUCUGUUAGGUCUCGGGCCAGGUAUGGCCCAGCGUCUGCGUGCGCCAGGUCUCACGCCAACAGCGGCCAAUGAUUCCGAGCAGCUUCACGUGCGCGUAGUUUUGAGGCCGCCUUUCGUUCGGGUGACAGGAGACCAGCUCUGCUUCCAGAACCGAAGGGCUGACACUACAUGGCUUUAGUUCCAGGUAGAAUUUAUGGGCCAGGAGCUCACUGAGCAGCGCGCCAGCGGCAGGCUGUGUGGAGGGAGGGGAAGUCGGCUCGUGUUACUGCAGGUGCCACCGGGACAGUGGCUGUCACUCACUCACUCUGGAACGUGCCGGACGGGCCACCGGCCAGCCCACAGCCAGGCUGUCCCCAACCCGCGCCUCCUGACGUGCUGCUCCGUAGGACGGCUGCUGCUGGCUUGUAUUUAAUGCGUGAUCUGGAUAUUAAACUUUUUAAUGAAGGUCAACCAGUACGUGACUUUUCUUGUCGGUUGAGCAGGCGGGACCAGUGCCGAGUGGCGGGCGUUCACCUGCAGGGCUGUGCACCACAGGCUCGGGAGGGACCGUGGGCCCCGGGGAAGCAGAGGUGCCGCCCCUGCCUCCGAGCCCUGCCGCGGAGCAGCGGCUCCUAGCGCGGGGCUGAGCCCCGGACCCCGAGAGCACACGUCUCAGUCAGCUCCGGAAUUCUUUAUUAGUGUGAACACAAGAGGAAGUCACAAAUUUCAACAAAACAGAGGAAGCAACAGCUGAAACAGUGAAACACAUGUGAGAUUGCAAGUCUGGUUACAAGCCUUAAAAAGCACCCAGGCAGGGAUACCUGUCGUUAAGGUAUCCCGUGACCCGGGCCCAUUAAGCAGAGCCUCAGGUUUGUGUCGUUACACGAGGAGCAACGUGAGUUGCCUUUGGUUUGGGGCCAAAGGGUGCCUGUUCAGGAAAACAGUGACUCAGCACCUGAGGGCGAAGGAAAACCAUGCUGGGGGGAGCGGCGCCUGAGGGCCGAGCCCGAGCCCAGGUCCCUGCUGCUGGCUGUGACCCGGCUCAGGCGUCUGCUGUCUGCAACCUGGCCCCUCCCUGGGGGUGCUCUGGGGCAGGGAGGGCAGCCUCUGAAACACGGAAUUAAUAGUGUGGUCAGGCCCCUCAGCAGGACCGGCCGGAGGGGGACGCGUGCUGCAGAAGUGUGACCGCACGCAGGUCAGCUGCCACACCGGACUGUCGGGUGGGGCCUCCACGGCUGUUACCCAUGAUGCUUAGUGUGUCCAGUGAGAAGGAAGUUCGGCCCUUCGCUUCAUGAAAGGCUCAAGGUAACAAAAUAAUUCAAUGUAGCUGUGUCUUUGUAGCCACCGUAUCACUCUGUAUCUUAGUAACAGAAGUUACCUCUCGUAUUUCUUGGAUUUGAAGUCUUUAUUCAUAGUCAGUAAUUCAUAUAAAGGACAGAUCUGUGUUAGUUUUCCGUAUCAU